This is a messenger RNA of Diabrotica virgifera virgifera (western corn rootworm), 1464 nucleotides long. RefSeq lists its product as uncharacterized. NCBI's taxonomy places the organism in Eukaryota, Metazoa, Arthropoda, Insecta, Coleoptera, Chrysomelidae. Bases 99 to 1409 code for a protein of 436 amino acids. The transcript has 2 exons. The record is from RefSeq and is a predicted model, not a curated record.
GUGUAAUAGAUAACGACAAUUAUAAAUACACCUAAAAUGUGUAAUUAUUCAGUCUUACAAGUUUAUUUGUAGUAUUAUUAGUGUAUUUUUAGUGAAAAAUGGAAAGCGAACGAAUAAAAGACCUAAAUAAUUUAUUGAAACCAGCACUUGGAGAAAAUGUUGAAAUAGUGGACAAGACUAUAACAAAUCUCACUCAGCCAGGUGAGAAUUACUUUAGUGACAUGCUCAGAUUGCAAGUAACAACUAGGAAUAAGGACACCAAUGCUACAAAAACUGAACAUUUCGUAGCGAAAUGUUGUAUAGUAGACGAAAGUUUGCCAAAAGAAUUCUCUAUGGCGAGUCGCCACAUGUUUAAACCAGAAAUUACCUUCUAUAAUGAAAUAAUACCGACAAUGCAAAAGUUUGCAAAAGAACAUGGUCUGAAGAAAGUCGAUUUUUUUGCAAAAUUGAUUGCUGCUAGAUAUAAUCUUGAUGGUAAAGAAGAGCCUGACCAGAAUGCAAUUCUGCUUUUGGAAAAUCUUCAAGUGGCAGGAUACAGCAAUGAAGACAGACAUAAAGGAUUCGACUUUGAUGGUGCAAAAUUACUAUUAACUGACCUGGCCACCUUCCACGCAAUUCCUUUGGCAAUCAAACUAAAAGACCCAGAUUUGUUCAAAAAGGUAUUCCUCGACAACUGCCCAGGCCCACCAACUUUUAUGGACAAAUCCAAUGAUAAAGGUCCUGGGCAUGGGCCUGGACAUGGACCAGGCCAUGGGCCUGGGAAUGGGCCUGAAGAUCAUGGUCCACCAAUGGUACCAAGAAUUCUACUGAAACAAAUACUAAAAGGAGAUAAUUUUUGUAGAAAAUAUGUAGAUAAGUUGGAUGCUAUACUGGAUGCUGACGAGGAAAAAUUUAAAAAAGGAAAUAUGUUUGAUAAACCUGAUCCUAACAAAACGGUCUUUUCUGGAGUCGUACAUAAAGACAUGUGGUUAAAUAAUACGAUGCAAAAGAAGAACGAAGAUGGAAAGAUGAUAAAAAAUAAAUUCGUGGACUUCCAAGUGUACUCGGUGCAAGAUAUUACAUUAGAUCUAUUCUUCUUUCUUAUUACUAGUGUGGAAGUAGUGGUAUUAGAAGAACAUUUUGAUUAUCUUUUAAUGUUCUACCAUGAACAUUUCAUUAAAGCUUUAGAAUCCUUGAAAUGUGACGUGGCUCCAUUCACAUACACAGAAUUUAUAAAAAAUCUAAAGCAAAACGCUACUUUAGAAUUUCAGCAUAUAAUUUUGAUGACUACUACUGUAAUAUUUGGCAAAAAAGGAGAAAAAACUGAUUUUUAUCAGAUGAAAAAUGUAACAGUUAAUACCAUACAUCCUAUUGCUAGAAGGAAAUUUGUGUUUUUAUUCAAAACAUUGGUUCAAAAAGAGUGGAUUUAAUCAGAUACCUAGUUAUUUUUAUUAUUUAUUGUUCAAUAAACAUUUUUAUACUGUA